Molecule: messenger RNA, 1360 nt
Organism: Elgaria multicarinata webbii
Lineage: Eukaryota; Metazoa; Chordata; Lepidosauria; Squamata; Anguidae
Product: 17-beta-hydroxysteroid dehydrogenase type 6-like
Exons: 5
Coding region: 108-1076 (322 amino acids)
Biological process (GO): retinol metabolic process; steroid metabolic process
Cellular component (GO): intracellular membrane-bounded organelle
Molecular function (GO): all-trans-retinol dehydrogenase (NAD+) activity
Source: RefSeq, a predicted model, not a curated record
UAAAGGUAUCUAUUAACAGAAUGGAUUAACACUUACCCUUUUGAGUCUUGAGGGCUCCUCUUUCAGACAGAUUGGACAGUCAGGUGUGAACUGAAUUCUAAGGAAGCAUGGAGCCCGGCCUGGCAGUGCUAUUCUUGGUGUUGUUUGUGGUGAUGUUUGUGAUACGAUGGUACCGGGAGAGGCAGACUGUGGCGAACUUGACAGAGAAAUAUGUCUUCAUCACCGGCUGUGAUUCCGGCUUUGGGAACCAGCUGGCCAGACAGCUGGAUCUCCAGGGCCUGCGCGUGUUGGCGGCCUGUCUCACUCAGGAGGGGGCAGAGCAGCUGGAGAGGCUCACAUCUGAUCGGUUGAAAACCACCAUUCUGGAUGUCACCAGCACGGAGAGUGUUGCGGCAGCGACCGAGUGGGUGAAAGGACACGUAGGCGGAAAAGGGCUCUGGGGCUUGGUAAACAAUGCUGGCACUGUUAAUCCUACAGCUCCCAAUGAGUGGUUGACCAGAGAUGACUUCGGGAAUGUACUGAAUAUCAAUCUACUUGGGCUGAUUGAUGUGACGCUACACAUGUUGCCCCUGGUGAGGAAAGCCAGGGGAAGGGUGAUCAACGUCUCCAGCAUACUGGGUCGACUAGCUUUCUUUGGAGGAGGCUACUGUCCCUCCAAGUAUGGAGUGGAGGCUUUUUCUGACAGUCUCAGGCGUGAGCUCCUUCCAUUUGGUGUGAAAGUAGCUGUGAUAGAGCCAGGCUUUUUCCGAACAGCCAUGACCAAUCCCGAAAAACAUUUUGACUGCUUGGAGCGGCAGUGGGUCAGCAUCCCGAAGGAAGUCAAAGAUGCCUAUGGCCAGACCUAUUUUGAAAGUUUCUACAGGAUGACUAAAGAGAGUCUCGAAACUCAGUGCUGCGCAAACCUCUACCUGGUCACUGAUUGUAUGGAACACGCCUUGAUAUCCCAGCACCCCCGCACACGCUACUCUGGGGGCUGGGAUGCCCAGUUCUUCUACAUUCCUCUCUCUUACUUGCCCACAGCCUUUGCAGACUUUGUGCUGACCCGGUCUUUGCCAAAACCUGCUCAGGCUGUGUAAAGAAGGUGGGCUAGAAAAGGUCAGGUUUGGGGGAGAGAAGUGCAGUGAUAGGGCAUCGGGCUCCAAACAUGCCUCUAAAUAUGCCAAUAUAAGUAUUUGCCCAGUGUAAGAGCUUUAUCACACGUACCUGCUUCCCUCGGAUUAUCCCCGUAGGGCUUAGCUUUCACGGUUGCUGUUGUUUUUGCUACCGGGCGACAGUGAUCAUUUGCAUAACAGGAAGUUAGUUUAAGGGGAGAAAUGUAAAAAAUCAUUAAAAAUCAAUGGAUGAUCCAAUUUAAUUCAAA